AUGGGAGCCGAAGAAAGUAGCCAGAUAGACACGACAACCUGUAUUCGUCCUUACUCUAAAGACAUUUACAAUCCAAUUGGAGGCGGACGCUUCAUCCCUGAGAGAGGUUUUGAUUAUGAAAUCGACGCAGAUUCUAACAAACUUCAAUCAAAUUUCUCGCUAAAUGUCUAUAAAGCUCCAUAUCCAUGCAUUUGGUCGACGUAUUUUCCAAAGAAAAUUACUCCACAGUCACGAACAGGACACUUUUCUGCAAUCGAUGAAGAUUCGCGUUAUGUUUACAUUGGAAAUGGUAUAACCGAGAACAAUGAAAUGCUCUUUGACUUAUGGCGUCUGAACUUAGAUUCUCUAGAAUGGGAAAACGUGAUCUUGUCAGGCGAUCAAUUACAGCCAAGAUCUGGAAGUAAGGCAGUUAUAUUCAGACACAUAUUAAUAGUUUUUGGUGGAUAUUCUGGCACAGAAUACUUAAAUGAUAUGUAUUAUGUCAAUUUAAGUACAGGCGAAGUAAAACUUGCCCAAAUAAACGGCCCAUUACCAACAGGAAGAUCAUCUCCAAUCUUUAAUCUCGUCAAUGGUAAGGUUUAUUCUUUUGGAGGUUUCGAUGGUAAAUGGGUCAACGAAUUAUGCAUAUUCGAUCUCAACACCACUCAGUGGACCAUCAUACCAACCGAGAUACAGGGGCGAACAAACGUGCCUUCGGUUGUCUACGGAAAUCAAAUCUAUUCUUACGGCUGCUCCAAGGCAGGUGGUAUUCUUGUUAUCGACACUGCCACCAACGAUAUCAAGAUUGUUCAGACAAAUGGUCCAAGCCCUCCUUCGACAUCCCUAGGAAGUGGCAUGGUAUUAGUUGGUGACCACCUUAUCUACUUUGGCGGUACAUCAGAGUUUUCUGGCAGCUUGAUGUACCUGUUCAACAUUCCUGCAAAGAAAUGGUCGAUUCUUCAUGUCUGUCCUGACGGUGAUACGACUUCUUACGACGAUGGCGUCAUUACUACACAGGGAUUGUUCAUGAUUCCAAAGUUCCAGUCAUUUGGAACUGUUUACGACCCUUAUAAGCGCAGAAUUGUUUCGUUCCUCGGCCAACCUUACAAUAAUUAUCAUUCUAUACAGAGGUUUGAUAUCCAUGAUGCCAUUGCGCAUCAGAACCUUCAGAAUGAUAUGGUUUCCGUUUUAAAUUGUCCAUAA
Messenger RNA from Trichomonas vaginalis G3, 1182 nucleotides. RefSeq names its product nitrile biosynthetic process. Lineage: Eukaryota; Parabasalia; Trichomonadida; Trichomonadidae. The transcript has a single exon. Gene Ontology annotation, molecular function: protein binding. The record is from RefSeq and is a predicted model, not a curated record. The coding region runs from base 1 to 1182 and encodes 393 amino acids.